UCAUCUUGCAUGUUUUGCAGCGCCGUAUUGGAGGCGUGUGAUUUCGCCCUGCCAGCUGCAGAAAAACUCUUGGAGUUGGGCAUGGAUUGGAAAGAGGUGUUGAAGCUCAUCCCGAAAGCCACCUGGUGUCAUCGUUGGUUGAAAACCCUGGGUCUCAUGUACGCGGCCAAAUACGAAAACGCGUUGAAAGUGUUAGACUCGUGUCCAAUAUUCUCUGGUUCGCCGGAAGGAAAAGCUUUGAGAGGGAAAAUAUUCGUCAUGCAAGGCCGUUACGAGGAUUCCAUAACGCAUUUUGAAGAUGCGAUCGCGAAAAAACCAACUCAUUUGCGCCACACGGACACUUUGGCGCGGAUGUACUGCAUGUUCAGCUCGUUCAAAUUGGAUCAAAUGGCUGGUGAACUCGACAAAAUCACUGAGCGUGUACGAAACGUUGCACCGAACUCAGUCGAAUCGUAUGUGUGCUUGGCGUAUCGGGCAGUCGUACAAAAGAGGUACGAAUUGGCGGCGGCCCUUGCUGAGAAGGCGCUGAAAAUGGAUCCUUACGGGAUUGAAACGGCCCUGUUGAUGAGGAAAUGCAUUGUCGAUCCAACAAAACUGGACAAAGCGGAGCUUGUACUGAAGCGAGCCAGGAGGGCACACAUGACCUGUUUCGAUAUCUACGAUCAGUUGAUGGAUAUUUAUACUUCGACGGAAAGAGUCAGUGCGGCGGCUGCUUUGUCUAAGGAAGCAACGAAGGCGUUUGGAGUGACAGCCAGAACAUUGCACUUGGAGGCCAUUGUUUUGCGAGCAGCUGCUGAGAAUUCCGACGUGGAGACUGACAACAGUCUGUAUCGACGAGCUGCUGCGCUUUUGGAGAAGUCGAUAGAUCUGGACUUUUAUUAUGUUCCUGCUUACGUGACUUUGGUUGAAAUCCGACGCGAGUUGGAAAUGGAAGAAGAAAAUAUGGAGCUGCUGGAGAACGUGCAAGUGGAACUGCAUGCGAACGAAAUCUACCGUGAACUCGGAAUAACGUACGUCAACUUAGAUCGUCACCUGGACAAAGCCAUUGCGGCUUUCCACAGGGCUCUCAGACUGAAUCAGUUUGACAUGGUGGCCGUGAGCUCUCUGCGAAAAUUACAACACUUGAGCAACGUUACCCCGUUCACUGCCGAGUUGCGAAACCUGCUGAAUCGAAUUGAAACGGCGACGAGGGAAGAAGAAGAGGAAGAGACGGCAAAGAAUCAGACUGAUGAACAGAUGUCGGGUGCUGAAAACAGUGCUGCGGAUGAUUCGCAGCCCUGGUCGGAAGAUAUGGAGUCUGAGCAGGAAAUGAGUGUGGAUUGA
This is a messenger RNA of Notodromas monacha, 1323 nucleotides long. NCBI's taxonomy places the organism in Eukaryota, Metazoa, Arthropoda, Ostracoda, Podocopida, Cyprididae. The record is from the annotation of a GenBank genome assembly.